Fraxinus pennsylvanica is the source of this 675-nucleotide messenger RNA. NCBI's taxonomy places the organism in Eukaryota, Viridiplantae, Streptophyta, Magnoliopsida, Lamiales, Oleaceae. The record is from the annotation of a GenBank genome assembly.
AUGCCAGGCUACCAGCAUUCCAGCCGACCGGGUGCAGGACAUGGGAAAAAGACAACUGAUGAACUUGCUCCUUUUGGGUGCUAUUUCAUUCCCCACUGCUGGCAUGCUGGUUCCUUAUGCUUUUUUCUUUGCACCCGUGGGUCAGGAGGUGCUGGGGGUGGUCAAGUGGCCAAGGAUGCCCUUGGUAAUGAUGUAAUAGCAUCAGCGUGGCUAAAAAACCAUGGACCUGGUGACAGAACCCUUACUCAAGGCUUGAAGGGAGAUCCGACCUACCUGGUCGUCGAAAAUGACAGAACACCAGCAACCUAUGGUAUAAAUGCAGUGUGCACACAUCUAGGAUGUGUUGUGCCAUGGAAUGCUGCAGAGAACAAGCUCAUUUGUCCGUGCCAUGGUUCUCAGUACAACAAUCAAGGCAUGGUUGUUAGAGGACCUGCUCCUUUGAUGUUGAUGAUGGAGAAGUUGUGUUUAUUCCACGGGUUGAAACUGAUUUCAGAACAGGAGAUGCUCCAUGGUGGGCUUGAAGUCUUCAUAUUGAAGAUUUUGCUUUGUUUUCUACAUUUCCAUUUAAUUCAGGAAUACAGAAAACUUCAAUCGAAGAAAAAUGGUAUACAUGUGCAAAUUGACCAUGUUAUUAUUUUCUUACCUUUGAUCGUUAUGCCUUGUUCGAGGAAAUGA